Molecule: messenger RNA, 2082 nt
Organism: Rotaria sp. Silwood1
Lineage: Eukaryota; Metazoa; Rotifera; Eurotatoria; Philodinida; Philodinidae
Source: the annotation of a GenBank genome assembly
AUGGCCAUUAUUGCUCAUUUUGGUCAUGGAAAAUCAAUAUUAACUGACUUACUUGUGUACAAAGCUGGUUUUAUUAUUUCACAGAAGGCUCAUGAAAUGCUUUUCAGUAAUGCACGAAAACUUGAAAAAGAACGAUAUAUUAAAACUACAUCAACAACUAUUUCACUUUAUUAUGAAUUACCUGCUAAAGAUUUAGAACUCACCAAACAAGAGUGUGAACCCAAUGUAUCGUACUUUUUAAUUAGUCUUAUUGACUCACCAGGUCACGUUGAUUUUUCCUCGGAAGUUAGCGUUACUUUAUGUAUUAGCGACGGUGCUCUCGUUAUUGUUGAUUGUACCUCAGGAGACCGUUUACAAACUGAAACUGUUCUUCGUCUAGCUAUUGCUGAACAUGUUAAACCAAUUUUAUUUAUAAAUAAAAUGGAUCGUGCUUUACUUGAAUUAAAACUCGAACAGGAACAUCUUUUUCAAACAUGUCGACGUAUUGUUGAAAAUGUCAAUGGUAUCAUUUCUACUUAUGGUAAUAAUACUAGUCCAAUGGGCGAUUUACAAGUUGAUCCAACAAAAGGUAUAGUUGGCUUUGGUGCUGGUCUUCAUCGAUGGGCAUUUACAUUAAAUCAAUUUGCUGAAAUAUAUGCAUCAAAAUUUAAAACUGUAGUUGGUAAAAUAAUAAAACGACUAUGGGUUGAUCAUUUCUUUUCACCAACAGAAAAGAAAUGGUCAAAAACUGAUGGAGAAGGUGGUAUAUCACUUUUAAAACUUGCUAUGCAACAAUGGUUACCAGCUAGUGAUGUUUUUCUUACGAUGAUUGCUAUACAUUUACCAUCACCUGUUGUAGCACAAAAAUAUCGUGCUGAAUUUAUUUAUGAAGUUAUGUGUCCACAAGAUGACGAAGCAUGUUUAGCUAUUAAAGAAUGUAAUCCAAAUGCUCCAUUGAUGGUUUAUAUUUCAAAAAUGAUACCAACAUUGCAUAGAGGUCGUUUCUUUGCUUUUGGUCGUGUCUUUUCGGGUAUUGUUAAGUCAAAUCAAUCAGUUCGUAUUAUGGGUCCAAAUUAUGUACUAGGUAGAAAAGAAGAUCUUUACGUUAAAAAUAUUCAUCGAAUAAAUCUUAUGAUGGAUCGUUAUAUUGAACCAAUUGAAGAUGUACCAUGUGGAAAUAUCUGCUGUCUUGUUGGUGUUGAUCAAUAUUUAACUAAAACUAGUGCAAUAACUACAUAUGAAAAUGCAUACAAUCUUCGAGCAAUGAAAUUAAGUGUCACUUCUGUUGUACGUGUUGUUGUUGAACCAAGAAAUCCAGAUGAUUUACCAAAAUUAGUCGAAGAAUCUGGUGAACAUAUCGUAGCCGGUGCUGAUGUAUUACAUCUAGAAAUUUGUCUGAAAGAUCUUGAAAAAGAUUAUGCUUGUAUUCCAAUAAAAGUUUCUGAUCCAAUGGUAUCAUAUCGUGAAACUGUAUCUGAAGAAUCCGAAAUAAUGUGCGUAUCGAAAUCACCUAAUAAACAUAAUCAUAUUGAUAAAGAUGAAAUAACAUCACGUCGAGAAUUUAAAGCACGUGCACAUUAUUUAAAUGAAAAAUAUGAUUAUGAUAUAAAUGAAGCACGUCUACAAUACGAAAAUGAAAUAAAAUAUAGUUGUAUUGUUGUUUUUCAAUGGGCUACAAAAGAAAGUGUACUUGCUGAAGAAAAUAUUCGUGGUGUUCGUUUUGAUAUUCAUCAUAUUAUACUAAAUAGUGAUGCUAUACAUCGUGGUUGUGGCCAAAUUAUUCCAACAGCUCGUCAUGCAAUUUAUGCAUCAAUGCUCACAGCAAAACCACGACUAUUUGAACCAGUCUAUUUAUAUGAAGUAGAAUGUCCAGAAGUUGCUCUUGGUAGUAUUUAUGGUCUAUUAAAUUGUCGUCGUGGUUAUGUUUUUGAAGAUCAUCAAGUAGCUGAAACAUCAAUAUUUAUUCUUAGAGCUUAUUUAACAAACAAUGAAUCAUUUGGUGGUCAAGCAUUUCCACAAUAUAUAUUUGAUCAUUGGACAAUUAUAAACCAAGAUCCAUUUGAUGACUCAACUGAAGUUCGACAAAUUAUUAAUGAUAUUUGA